GUUUAUCAUUUCAAUGACAACCUCAAAAUCCAAUAUGGCCGUACAGUGAGAGGAAAGCAAGCAAAACGCACAGUUCACACGUCAAAUAUUGUUGUAUAGUGGAGUUACUUUUAUGGUUUAAAGUGAACCUCUGGUCGCGAUGUGGCUGCCAUUUCACACAGUGUGUUUGAGGAGCCAGAAGGUGUGCAGAAGAAGCGUCGCCGCUGCUCUGUCACAAUGUUCAAGGCACAGCGAAAAUGCUAACGUGUCUCUCUUCAGUCAUUCCGCUGGACUCGCAGCACAAACAUGCAAGACUCUUCUGUUCAGAAAACACGGAGACCCUUCUAAAGUCGUUCAGUUGGAGGAUAUAGAUCUGCCCACUAUAGGUGAAAAGGAUGUCCUGGUUAAAAUGCUUGCAGCUCCAAUCAACCCAUCUGACAUCAACAUGAUUCAAGGUACUUAUGCUAUCCUGCCUGACCUCCCAGCUGUUGGGGGCAACGAGGGAGUGGCCCAGGUCGUAGAGGUGGGCAGUCAGGUGACGUCCCUCAAAACAGGAGACUGGGUUAUUCCAAAAGAUACUGGUCUAGGGACGUGGAGGACGGAGGCAGUGCUAGCAGAGGACGAUGUUAUCUCGCUGCCGAAUGACAUUCCCUUGUUGUCUGCCGCCACUCUGGGAGUGAAUCCUUGUACUGCCUUCAGGAUGCUCUCUGACUUUGAAUAUCUCAAUCCAGGUGAUUCUGUGAUCCAGAACGCAGCCAACAGUGGAGUUGGGCAGGCUGUAAUACAGAUUGCAGCUGCGAGGGGAAUACACACUAUCAACGUCGUCAGAGACAGGCCAGAGUUCACACAGCUCAGUGAUAGGCUGAAGGCCAUGGGAGGAACUCACGUACUCAAAGAAGAGACACUGAGGCGGCCCGAGAUGAUGGAACUGUUCAAGACCUGUACAAAGCCUAAACUGGCACUGAAUGGAGUCGGAGGCAAGAGCGCAACAGAACUGCUCCGUCAUCUACAGUUUGGAGGAUCUAUGGUGACGUAUGGAGGGAUGGGCAAACAGCCAGUGACUGUCCCUGUGAGUUCUCUCAUUUUCAAGGAUGUGAAAGUUCGGGGAUUUUGGGUCACACGGUGGAAGAGAGAUCACUCGAGCGAUGGAAGAGCAUUCAGAGCCAUGCUGGAUGAACUGUGCCACCUCAUCCGGCGGGGAAAGUUGACCGCUCCUGCCUGUACCGAGGUGGGCCUCCAAGACUACAGCGAGGCUCUGGACGCGGCGAUGCAGCCGUUCACUUCAGCUAAACAGGUCUUGGUUAUGUGAACGGUGAAGGUGACAAGACUGUAACCGCAGGACUGCCACGUCAUUUUUGAUUCGUCAAUGAAAUACACUGCUCAAGCUCAAUAAACGUGUCUUCACAGCAG
This is a messenger RNA of Cottoperca gobio, 1389 nucleotides long. It is a transcript of the gene mecr, whose product is annotated as mitochondrial trans-2-enoyl-CoA reductase. The transcript is spliced from 10 exons. NCBI's taxonomy places the organism in Eukaryota, Metazoa, Chordata, Actinopteri, Perciformes, Bovichtidae. Gene Ontology annotation, molecular function: oxidoreductase activity. Gene Ontology annotation, cellular component: mitochondrion. The record is from RefSeq and is a predicted model, not a curated record. Gene Ontology annotation, biological process: fatty acid metabolic process. The coding region runs from base 140 to 1288 and encodes 382 amino acids.